This is a messenger RNA of Manduca sexta (tobacco hornworm), 1708 nucleotides long. It is a transcript of the gene viaf, whose product is annotated as viral IAP-associated factor homolog. Gene Ontology annotation, cellular component: cytoplasm. Lineage: Eukaryota; Metazoa; Arthropoda; Insecta; Lepidoptera; Sphingidae. The record is from RefSeq and is a predicted model, not a curated record. Gene Ontology annotation, biological process: protein folding. Bases 230 to 919 code for a protein of 229 amino acids. The transcript is spliced from 5 exons.
ACAUGCGAACGGUGUAGAGUUAGGGAGGUUUUCGGCGAAUGUGUACAAUCUGCAUUAUUUAUUGUAUCAUAGAUAUUUGAAGGUAACCAUAAUCGAGAGAAGGCAUGUGUUUAGUGAUUGGUCUGCUGAUUCAUCUGUCAAACUUCAUUGGUUUUGGUUUGGUCAUCGGUAUCAGAUUUCGAGGAUUUAUAUUUAUUACCGUAUCAAAUCGAUUGAGAAUAUAAACAAAAUGCAGAACCCUAAUGAGGAUACCGAAUGGAACGAUGUCCUUCGUGCGAAGGGUAUCAUACCCCAAAAGGAGAAGGAGGUCUCCGAGGACGAUAUCGUGAAUAUGAUAGAGCAAACCAUCCAACAGAAACAAGCAGAGAAGGACAAACAACUAUCAGAACUUGACUUGGAUGAGCUUGAUGAGCUUGAGGACUCUGAAGAUGAGGCAGUUCUCGAGGAGUAUAGGAGAAAGAGGAUAGCUGAGAUGAAACGGCUUUCGGAGAAACCUCGGUUCGGUGAAGUUCGGGAAGUGUCAGGGACAGACUAUGUGCAGGAGGUGAACAAGGCUGGGGAGGGUAUAUGGGUUGUCAUACACUUGUAUAAACAUGGCAUUCAACAGUGUGCCCUUCUAAACCAGCACAUGAAGGAGUUGUCCAUGAAGUAUCCAUACACAAAGUUCCUGAAGGCAGUGGCACAGACUUGCAUCCCCAACUUCCCUGAACGCAACCUGCCCAGCGUGUUUGUGUAUUUUGAGGGCGACAUGAAGAAGCAGUUUGUUGGUCCCCAUGAGUUGAGGGGCACGUCUCUUACCUGUGAUGAAUUCGAAUACAUCCUCGGACAAGCAGGUGCAGUGGAGACGAAAAUAACAGAAGAUCCAAGACCGAAAAUCAAGGAUAAAAUGUUCACUGACCUAGGCAACAAUGAUUGGUGACCCUAGCAUUUAUUUUAGUAGCCAUUUUCAAGAGUACUGAAUGGCAAUAAUGUGACACAUUUUUAAGAUGUUUUUCUUAGUGUUAAGAUCGAAUGACAAAUGCUUGAGAGCGCGGGUUUGUUUCGCUUGAGAUGUAUUUUUUUAUUUUUGUUGCAAUGAGAUUAUAGUUAAGAGUAUCACAAUUUAUAGGUCACUUUUCGACUGAAGCCGAAGUGACGGGCUGGUUAAAUUAACUUAUAUUUCACUGGUUUUGUACCCAACUUUGCCCUGGUAAGCGUUUCUAAGGAUAAAGGUCACGCUAUAUAUUAUUCUAGGAUAGAAGUAACCUACGUGCAUACCAAAUUUAAUUUAAAUCAGUUUGGUCCUUUUUGAUUUUAUCACAUUCAGACAGACAAACAUGGUGGGAGACUUUGUUUUAUAUUAGUAAGGCUUCUUACAGAACAGCUCACUUUAGCCACAAGCUUCACUAAGUCGAAGGCUCUAGAAGUCACUCACAUCAGUUAGUUUUUCAUAAUUUUUGGAUAUGCAUUUCAUUAGUUUUGAAUCUGCAAUAAGUUGCUAGUGUAGGUCUACAGAUGUAUUAUUCCGUUUAAGAUAUUAAGUGACAAUAUUUAUUUAAAAUGAGGAGAAGGGUACCGUUACACAGUAAAUGAUUUUAUGUUCACAUUCAUUAAUUUAUGAAGUUAUGUUAAAAAGUUUUAUUUUUACCAAAGAAGUCUGUGGAGCCCAUAACCAUAACAUAAAAAAAAUAUUAUAAUUACAAUGGUGCUGUGUAAUAAUAAAAUAACU